Molecule: messenger RNA, 1178 nt
Organism: Notothenia coriiceps (black rockcod)
Lineage: Eukaryota; Metazoa; Chordata; Actinopteri; Perciformes; Nototheniidae
Product: sialin-like
Exons: 4
Coding region: 208-897 (229 amino acids)
Biological process (GO): monoatomic anion transport; transmembrane transport
Cellular component (GO): apical plasma membrane
Molecular function (GO): transmembrane transporter activity
Source: RefSeq, a predicted model, not a curated record
GUCCCCUUUAAGACAUAAAUAAAAGCACAACAAUCAAUAUAUACAAAAUAACAGUCGCUUCAAUAACUUUGAGAAAUGUGCAUUAGUGCAAAAUUGUCCAUAGCAGCGUAAAAAGUGUCUGGUGCUGGAUUUGAGUGUCUGAGUGUGUGUGGGGGUGUUACAAAUAAAUGACUAAUAAUUUGGCAAACUAUCACAUUUGAUGCAUCAAUGAAGAGCUUUCUAAUAAAUCUGCUCUCUGUUCUCCACUUCCUGUCCCAGCUGUCCACCUCAGCAGGAUACAUCCCCUGGAGAGCCAUCCUAACGUCCGGCCCGCUGUGGGCCAUCGUGGUCGCUCACUUCUCCUACAACUGGACCUUCUACACGCUGCUCACGCUGCUGCCCACUUACAUGAAGGAGGUGCUGGGGUUCAGCAUUAAGCAGAACGGGAUGCUGUCGGCUCUUCCCUACAUCGGCUGUGUGGUGUUAGCGGUGCUGAGCGGUCAGCUGGCCGAUCACCUGAGGGAGACCUGGCUCGUCCGCACCGUCAUCGUCAGGAAGGUCUUCUCCAUCGUUGGGAUGUUGGGGCCAGCCGUCUUCCUGGUGGCGGCGGGGUUCACCGGCUGUGACUACACCCUGGCUGUGACCUUCCUCACCCUCUCCUCCGCUCUGGGGGGGGUGUCCGCCUCCGGCUUCAACAUCAACCACCUGGACAUCGCUCCUUCGUAUGCUGGUAUUCUCCUGGGAAUCACCAACACGUUUGCCACCAUUCCUGGCAUGGUGGGCCCAGUCAUCGCAAGGACCCUCACCCAACAGGUGAGACGUGUACCCUCACCCUUCAUUAACCCUUACAUUGAAGCAGUGAUAGUUUGGUGUUUCAAAAGGUUGAGAUCCCUCCUGAGCUCCAGCGUCUCUUACUAAACAGAUGGGAUCCUUACUCGGCUUGAUACUUCAUUUCCUGUUUAAUUGGUUUAGUCAGAGCAGGAUUAGGGUUUCUUUGUCUGGUUUUCUGGAUUCAAACAGACAGUACUCCAUGUGGUCUCUGCUGUUGUAGCACGCUACCCUUUAAUACAGCAGAUCAUUGAUUUUGGCAUUUAGCCAUCACACACAGAACAAAACCGUUUAUUGGCCAACUAUCCAACCAUUAUCGUAAUUCAUAUUAUCAACAAUGGCAACCAGGUGAAGAAUAUCCUCCCACUGCC